Messenger RNA from Aegilops tauschii subsp. strangulata, 3849 nucleotides. RefSeq names its product ubiquitin carboxyl-terminal hydrolase 2. Gene Ontology annotation, molecular function: cysteine-type deubiquitinase activity; zinc ion binding. Lineage: Eukaryota; Viridiplantae; Streptophyta; Magnoliopsida; Poales; Poaceae. Gene Ontology annotation, cellular component: cytosol; nucleus. Gene Ontology annotation, biological process: protein deubiquitination. The record is from RefSeq and is a predicted model, not a curated record.
AUUCAGAGUUCCGUGGCGUAUCGGCACACCUUCAUUUUCCUCUCCGUGCCCCCCAAUCCCACCCAGUGCGGCGCCGGCCCUGAAGUAUCUCCCUGCCCUAGCCACAGCUGCCGCCGCGCCGUCGUAGCUUAGCUCCACUGCCGACGAAGCCUCCGCCCCCCAAGCAGCACACCCCCCGCCUCUCCCGCGCGUCGCCGCCGCAGCCGCCGCUCCCGUCCCGCCUCGUCGCGUCCCUGCUGCCCCAACUCCGCCCGCGAUUUCGAGCAUUGGUUGGUUCCUGAGGUAUGACCAUCCCGUCCUCCAGCGGAGCGAUGGGAAAGAAGGUGAAGGCCAAGCCGAAGAAGGCGCAGCAGCGGGAGCCGCUGGCCGACGCUGGAUCCGGCGACGAGGCCUCGCAGGACGUCGAGGAAGCGGCUGCGUCGGCCGGCGAUUGGGAGCAGUGCGGCCACUACAGCCGUGACGGUCGCCACUUGGACAAGGUCCUACGGGAGAUCGUGUCUGCCAAGCAUCUCGCGUCGUGUGAGCACUGCCGGGAGGAGGCCCCCCGGAAGAAAGGCGGCGGGGGUGGCAAGGAGAAAGGCGGUAAGCAGCAGAAGAAGAAAGGCGCUGCUGCCAAGACGCAGGCCAAGGCGGAGAAGAACGAUGAUUUAUGGGUCUGCUUGGACUGCGGCCGGCACUUCUGCGGCGGUGCCGUGUCAGAUACGAAGCCAUACGGCCAUGCCAGAAGGCAUGCCAAGCAGGACCGGCACUGGUGGGCUGCACGGUAUGAUAAACCAACUGUCGCGUAUUGCUUGUCAUGCGAACAUGAGGUGUCCAUCGAGUUGCCUGUAGUAGAGACAGUUGUAGCAGCGCCAGCCGUCGAGAAGGUGGUUCUUGGUGCAGUGGAUAGCAAUGCAUUGGUUUUGGCUAAUAGCCAUGGUAAUGUGAUUAAAGGGCUGCCAAAUCUUGGAAAUACAUGUUUCUUCAAUGCAGUGCUGCAGAGCCUCCUAGCGCUUGAUAAGUUCCGCAGCAAGAUGCUAGGACCAGAUGUUCCAACAGGAGCCAUUGCUAUGUCACUGAAGAAGCUCUUUGUGGAAACAAGUGCUUCGAAUGAUGCAGGAGGUGCACUGAGCCCAAAGAGCCUUUUCUCAAGCAUUUGCUCAAAAUACCCUCAGUUCAAAGGCUACCAGAUGCAGGACAGUCAUGAAUUGCUCCGCUGUUUUCUUGAUGGUUUAGGCACGGAGGAAACUGAAGCGCGGAAUGCAGCGGAGGAUGCUUCCAGCGCUGCUGGGGUUCCUACAAUUGUUGACUCCAUCUUUGGGGGUCAGCUGUCUAGUACUGUGUCCAGCACAGAAUGCACACACGGAUCUGUUAAGCACGACCAAUUCCUUGAUCUCUCACUACCAGUUCCAUCAAGGAAACCUCCAGCCAGGAGUGUUUCAUCACCACCAGCAAAGAGGACCAAGCAGUCCAUACGAGAUAGGAACAAAAAUCGCAGAUAUGGAAAGGUUGCUACCCGAGUGUCUCCUGCAAUAGCGGAGAGCAGCAAAGAACAAGUACAAACAGUUGCUGAAGGCAAUGAUUCCCAGAUUCCAGGUUCAGAAUUGGGACAGGUUGUCAGUGAGAAAGAACAUGAGCCCUCUGAGUGCAGUGAGUCAUGUGCUUCUGUUCCCAACCAAGAACUGAAGGCCGCUUCAAAUGUGGAGGCUGACAUUUCCUGGUUAGAUUAUCUUGCUGAUGCAGAUGAAACAAAGUCUGAGAUUCUUGAUUCCGCAUGUUCGACCGGAGCAGGACAGAUCUGGAACAGCAACGAUGCCGCCAUACAUGGUUCAUUUCACAGUGGAGAUGAUGCCUUGCCCAAAGAGCAGGCCUUGAUUUCUGAGCACUCAGGUGAGAACAUUGUUGAUGAUGCAACUUGUUUACAGACUGUGAUCUUGCUUCCUUACAAAGAAUUUGACACCACUGCUGAAGAAAUAUAUGAAACUGCAGAAAGCUCACAGAAUCCAAUAGUUUUUGGUCCUCAUCCAGCUGAUUAUCUAGCAGCAGAAAAUCACGCACAGCCGUUAUAUGGCGGAGAUGGGGAGCAAGAUGACUGUUUUGGUAUCGGUGAUAUGUUUGGUGAGCCUGAAGUAACUUCUGAUGCUAAGAAAGAAACUGGAACAACUGGAGAUAUUGAUGUGAUGGCUUGGAGUAGCAAUAGUGCUGAUGAUGAAGUGGAUGAUAGUAAUGCUCCCGUAUCAGUCGAGGGCUGCUUGUCAUUGUAUACUGAGCCAGAGCUGCUAUCGGAAUCUUGGCAUUGUGAGAAUUGUUCCAUCCCUGUUGCACAGCCAAACACCAAUGAAUUAAAAGAGGGUGAGGAGACGGCAGCUAGUGCCAAUGACAGAAAGGACAGUGCGGAGAUGAUGGCAAGUGGUGAUGAAAAACAAGAUGAUAAGGUCCCGAGCUGCAGCAAAAAGGAGGACAUUGAUCAGAUUAUGGCAACUGAUGGUUGCUCUGUCAAUGUAAAUCCUGACAUGUGCUGUAACGAAGGUGUGUGUGCAAAUCCUCCUUCGGUUGAUGCUGAAAACACCUCUGAUGGUAAUUCUCCAGACAUUGACACUACUGAACAGCCAGACAGUAAAACAUACCACCAGGAGUGUAGGAAUUUGAACAGCUCAGCAGUGGAAUUUACAUCUUCCAGUAAGCAGCCGCAUGACUUUGCGCAGCAUAACGAUGGUUAUAAUGUGGAUGUAGCCGCUGAAGAAACAAGUGCGCCAGUGAGUUGUGGUGAUAAUGACCCUGCCUCUUGCAGUACUACUAGCGACAAAAAGGUUGAAUCUGGUGGUGCCAAUGCUGAAGAAGUUGUGACUAGUAGCCUUCCACCUGAGACGCAAAGCAUCUUACCGAGCGCCAAAGAUAAUGAAGAUGGCUUCACAAGGACUAUCGGAAGGAGGAAGAGAAUGAAGAUGGUUGUCAAGGUACACAAAGGACAAGAUAACCAAAAUAAACAGAAAGAGGAUGAAACAAAGGUUUUCAGAGCUGCAAUGAGAAGAAUUCUUAUCAGCAAGGCACCACCUGUAUUGACGAUUACUUUGAACAGAUUCAGCCACGACUCUCAUGGUCGGUUCAGGAAACUGAAAGGGCAUGUGCGCUUUAAGGAGACACUUGAUAUACGACCGUACAUGGACCCAAGAUCGAAGGAUAAUGACAUCACCACUUAUCGGCUGGUAGCUGUCGUCGAGCACAUGGGAAGCAUGACAGGGGGGCAUUAUGUUGCAUAUGUAAGAUCUGGCAAGAUAGGGGGUCGGCAGCAGCAGAGCCGCUCCUCCAAGUCCUGGUUUUACGCGAGCGAUUCACACGUCAGAGAAACCUCUCUGGAGGAGGUUCUCAACUGCGAGGCUUACAUCCUUUUCUACGAGAGGGUGGCCGAGUAAGACGAUAUGUGUCUGGUGACCUACUCAUGGAUCAGUGAGUAGUUAGGGACAAGAUGAAUGUCGAGCAAGAGGUGACAAACAACAUUUUUUGGGGAUAAUGCUAUGACUCUCAGUUGGGGAGAGUUGUUUUUUGCAAGUGGACUUGGACAGCCAAUCGGUUCAUGCUGCUUACAGUGGGCCAUUCUUUGGGUUUUCCUUUCCUGGAGAGCAUAGGUGGAGGGGUGGAAAUUGUCUGAAAUCGGCCAACGGUUCGUUCAGAUCUCUACAAGGUCAUUGUUGAGCGUCCUCGGUUGUAUUGGUUCAGAGUGAGUCAGUCAGUCAUAGACAGCCUGGUACAUGUUUUUGAUAUAUGUGAGUGCGCCCCUAAAUUUUGCGUGAUGGGGGCGUAUAUAUACAAUAUAUUGUAACAUGUAGCUCCAUCUUGAGGUAGAAAUGACAUGUUAUUUAUUACCAUGUA